ACAUCAGGUGCAGAACAGAGGGCUUCACUCUGCACUGUCAGGGUGUGGAUCUCCAGCUCACCCCUACCUGGAGCUUUGCCACACUUCAUUCCAUGGCCAAGCAAAGCAGUGAGGAGGCAGCAGCCCCAGGGAUAGACACAGACCUGCAGGCCCCAGGGAUGGACACAGACCUGCAGCCCAGGACCAGGCGGUGUGACAGUGACUGCCUCGCACCUCAGAGAGGGCAGGACAUGGUGCUUGCAGCAUGGAUGAGGAGGGCUUUGACCAGCUCCUACCAACAGCUCCUGCCCAUGGGCCUGGAGCCUCGGGGCCAGAAAAAGGCAUCCACAUGCUGCGCUCGGACAGCCCUCAGCAUGUACCUGCUGCUGCUGACGGCCGGCCAGGGGCUGCUGAUGUACAAAGUAUUUAAGAUGCAGAGAGAGAUAUUGAAACUUCAAGAGCAAAAUGCCUCCUAUACAGAAGCGAUUCUGCAGCACUACUCUGCCAACAAUCCGGCCUUGUUGAGAGGCUCUACUUGGAAGGACUUUCUCAUGGGACAAGAAGAAAACUGGAGGAGAAGCUUAGAAGAGGAAAUCACCAUAAUUAAAAGCAACAAUGCAAACCUGAUGAUGAGGAUGAACAACAUCACCCUGGUUGCAGGGCCUCCUGGACGCAAAGGAGAUCCUGGUCUACCAGGGUUACGGGGACCACCAGGGACAAAGGGAGACCAAGGCAUACAUGGACCCCAGGGGGAGAAGGGGAGCAAAGGAGCUCCUGGUCCUGCUGGCCCAAGUGGUGGUCCAGGAGUGAAAGGAGAAAAGGGAGAGAUGGGGCUUGCAGGUCCCCAAGGACGGAAAGGUGACACGGGCGAGAAGGGAGACCCCGGGUCCCCAGGAAUCAUGGGUCCUAAGGGUGAGCAUGGAUUCCCAGGAGUGCCAGGCUACCAGGGGAGCCCGGGGAAUCCUGGACCUCCUGGGCCCAAAGGAGAGGCAGGUGCAACUGGACAACUUGGACCUCCUGGAAGCCCUGGCCCUGAAGGCAGACCUGGUCAGAAAGGGGAGAAGGGGGACCAGGGCCCCAAAGGUAGCCCAGGAGCACAAGGCAUUGCUGGACUCAAAGGUGCACAGGGAGAACGAGGAAUAGCAGGACCUCCAGGGCAAAAGGGAGCAAAGGGAGACCAGGGCCCAGCAGGCACCCCAGGCGCAGCUGGUCAAAAAGGAGCCAAGGGGGAUUAUGGCCCUAAGGGUCUGAAAGGAGAACCAGGACUAAAAGGAGCCAAGGGAGAGAUUGGAUUUACUGGUUCCACAGGACUGAAAGGGAGCAAAGGUGAAAAAGGAGAAGCUGGCCAGGGUAACUAUGUACGGAUCGUGGGAGGAGACAGGAGGGGCCGUGUGGAAAUCUUCUACAAAGGGUCCUGGGGAACAAUCUGUGAUGAUGGCUGGUCCACAAGAGAGACCACCGUCGUCUGCCGAAUGCUGGGAUUCACCCGAGCCGUCUCUUUCUUCACAGCCCCAUCAGGUACCGGGCAAAUUUGGCUUGAUGAUGUGAGUUGCACAGGGAGUGAAAUUUCAAUUACAGACUGUAGAAAGCGCAACUGGGGUGAAAAUAACUGCAGCCACAACGAGGAUGUUGGGGUGGAAUGUGCUUGAUGGGACGCUGAGUCUGUCCUGGGAACUGCUGCUGCCUCUGCUCUCCAUGGAGCUCUUCUUCAUGAUGCAAACCCAAUUUCAUCAGGCUGUGCUUCUGUGUCUCUUUACUAGGUCAUAGAAAUAUUGACAAAGAAAGUUGAAUUUUUCACAAAUCAAUAACAGUUGCAAGACCCACAGGUAACCUGAAACAUCCCAGCUGUCACAAAACAAUUGGAGCUCAGGCAUGUGAGCCAGUUCUCAGCUUUUCCAGCUACCUGACAUCAGCUCAUCUGCAGGAGCUCACACGUGUGACCUCUGAGUCCACAGGGAAGGGGAUGGUCCACAUUAGCUUAGUGCAGUAAGAGAAUAGUAUCAGUGUGCAGAAAGCUGCACUUACUGCAGCUGAGCUGGAUAGUCCAUCUUCAUCAUGCUGCAGUUGUGAACCUGAGCUUAAAACCCCCAGAGAAGUGCAUACACCCAAGACAGCAGAUGCCCAGGAAUCAUCAGAUGAUCUCUCUGGCAUGCAAAUAUAAAUAUUCUUCAGAAACUAUGCUGAUCACACAUUAAAGUGCAAAAAUAAGUGCCUGGGAUCUAGGUGCCAUACUACCAUGGUUUAGCAUAGCACUUGUUUUUGACCUUAGCUAAGUCCUUUGCCUUCUCUGUCAGUGUUUCCUAACCUGUCUCCAAUAGUAACACCCCUUACUUAUCUGGUGUAUAAAGCUAAGCACUUCAUGCCUUUAGAAAUUAGAUGUUCCAGUAAAGCAAAAUUCUGACAAAUAAAAAAUAUAGCAAAGCAUGAA
Molecule: messenger RNA, 2407 nt
Organism: Motacilla alba alba
Lineage: Eukaryota; Metazoa; Chordata; Aves; Passeriformes; Motacillidae
Gene: MARCO
Product: macrophage receptor with collagenous structure
Exons: 15
Coding region: 93-1628 (511 amino acids)
Cellular component (GO): membrane
Source: RefSeq, a predicted model, not a curated record